This is a messenger RNA of Folsomia candida, 3323 nucleotides long. RefSeq lists its product as uncharacterized. The transcript is spliced from 4 exons. Bases 479 to 1603 code for a protein of 374 amino acids. NCBI's taxonomy places the organism in Eukaryota, Metazoa, Arthropoda, Collembola, Entomobryomorpha, Isotomidae. The record is from RefSeq and is a predicted model, not a curated record.
GGUGAUUCAACUAGGACGCAACAAACUAAAUAAUUUUUCGCUCGCUUGUGACAUAUGCCCUUAAUAAUUACCUUACCAACAUAUUUCGAUAAUUAUUCGGAAAAACAUCCCCCACACACAUAUUUUCAUUAAUUUCAUUAACUACUUAAUUCAGAAAUUUUUAUUGAAAAAUUUUGCAAACUGCCUUUUAUGAGAAACUAUAAAAUUCAUCCUGGUAGACCCACCGCUGACUUGGCCGUCACUAUUUACGAGCAGUCUGGCCACCUCACAAAGUACAUAGUCACAAGUACAUAAGAGCGCGUCAUGCGCUCAGGCAUUCUUCCCUGAGCCUCUUAUCUAAUCACCAUAUCCAACUAUCUACAGUCGAGUAAGGAAGGAAUAUUUAACCAUGGUCAAAUGUAAAGCUAGAUCAGACUGUCUACCUUUGUGAAAUGGUCAAGACAUCUUUCUAAACACAAAUUUGUGGAUAAUAUUACAAAUGGCUUUCAUACUUCGGUGUCUUGGACAAUCCGCGGAAGAGAGUGAAGCUUCAUAUAUCCUUGAAAACAAUAUUGGGGGAGAUGUGUUUGAGGAGGUGUUUGGAAAAUGUCUUACAAAGACAGUGUCCAAAAUUGUUGUAGUGGAUCCUCAAAUUCGAACUGAUUUGCAGUACAUCUUCUUCCAAUGGCUACGUUUUGUGCGUGUUAAAUGCGAGAGGAAUAGGGAUUCGGUCACUGAUGAGCGACCCAAAUUGGACAUUACGUUAGUAUCAAACACAACCCAUAUUUGCCAGAUGGACGAAACCGAUUUUAAUGAUGGGACGGCCAAAGAUCAAGAUCCAAAAAUUGUUUACAAGACACUUUUCGAAGAAGUUGGAUUUGACGAAAACGUCAAAUUCGAUUACAUUCCGAAAACGAAACAAUAUGUUGAGAUUAUUAAAAAGAAAUCGUCCCCUGUGGCUUCAAGCUCUAAUGGCUCAAAAGGAGAACAUACGCUACGACAUGGUGGGUCUUCCAAUUCUGGAAUAAAACAUGGAAAGGGAAAGCAGGUGAAGUCGAAGGAGUCAAAAACUCGUGAUAAGAAAUCCGAAGUCAAAUCGAAAGACGAUGGCUCAUUUCAUCAUGACAGAUCAGUCAGCCCAACAGAUGAAUACAUACAUCAACAUGCAGGUUUCCAUAAUCCUAUUUACAUCCUAGAUCCCGGAGAAGAGCAGACAAAUGAAAAAUUCUGGUUAGUUCGCUUAGGAAAAGGUUUACUUUUCAUACAUAAACUGUGCGCUUGUAACGAGAAUCAAUUACCUAAAAGGAGUAAUAAGCAGUACAAUAAUCAUUAUUCACAUAUUACCGACAAAAAAUUACGUUCCAAAAAGAAUACCGAUUUCUAUGAAGAAAACGAAAAUAGGAAAGGUUUUUCUGUUCGACAUUACGAAAAAUGUAUAAAAACCAUGGAACUUAACACCUUUAAAACGGUUAAAACGGAGUUUGCCAUAUCCUGCUGGAAAUCGGAUGCAGCAAAUAUUUUCCUCGCUGUUGUAGAAUACCUUUCAAAGGAUACAAUUGAUAAAUUCGAAGAUAUGUCAGACCAGCCAAUCGGAGCGUCCCUAAUAAUUCCGCGAAAUAUUUAACUUCUUUAAUUCAAGUAAUCACUAUUAAGAAAUAUAAAUCUAAAUACAUGUACAUAAUUUUGUGUUUGGCCAUAAUUAAAUUGUUAUGCAUUAUCAAGCGCUGAUAUUUUUACAGUUUAUUCCGCCAAUAGUGUGUAAUGUUUGAUACAGAAGUUAGCCAAAUUGAACAAGUUUUUAUUUGCCUGUAAAUAAUUUUAAAUAAUUUGCAAAAUUUGACUGUCUUAAAAUAGAAAGAUGGGCACUUUUAAAUCCAGUAUAUAACUGCAAUUUUCCAAAGUGAUGACCUAGAUUGGUAUGAUUUUGCUAAAUCAAUAUCUGGUGAAACCACCAUGAGCCAAAAUAACCUCAAAAAUCCUUCUCUUCAUGGAAUCCGUGAGGUUGCGUAGGGUCUCAAUCGGAAUAUUGGCCCAUUCUUGAUGAAUGGCUUGUUCAAGCUCCCGUUUGAUCCCAUACUGGCGUCCAUGACCAUAACCACGGCGCGCAAGUUCAGCCCAGAGGUUCUCCAUUGGAUUUAAAUCCGGACUUCGAGCUGGCCAAUCCAAGGUCCGUAUGUUUUUUGCGGCCAAAAAGUCUGUAGUGGACCGGGAAGCAUGUACACUGGCCUUGUCCUGCUGGAAAAUCCAUCCACGCCCACCAAUUUUUGACCCUUGCCGGAUAAGAUUGGCUUUCAGGACAUCCUGGUAACCGGCCGAGUCGGUCCUAGGUGGAAUUGGAACGAGCUAAGUCUUUCCAUGGUAUCCAUAAGCCUCCCACAGCAUAACUGAUCCGCCUCCUGAAAAUCAAUUAAUUUAUUUUUAUUAAUCCUUCCAUGAACCGGUUAAUAUGUAUCCAAAUUAGUAUAUAUUAUACAUAUUCAACGUACCAGCUUGCCUCUUGGAGAAAAUUUCCGGAUUCCGUCUCAAAUUCUCAAUUUCCGGAUUCCGGCCCGUGCAGGUUGAACUUUUUUUCGUCACUGAAGACGACUUUAUCCCAUUUCUUCUCCCAUGUCAUGUGUUCCCGAGCAAAGUCGAGCCUUGCAUCUCUAUGCCUCUGGGUCAAAGGGGGCUGGGUAACUAUUUUACGCCACUGGAGGUCCUGGUUGUUGCACAGGGCUCGGUGAACUGUGUCCUUUGACACAGAAAUGGGCAAUUCUCUGGCAAUGUCACGAACUGAAUAUUUCCCUGUUGAUGCCAGUUGUGCAAUUUUCCUUUCGUUUCGUUCCGUGAGAACCUUUGGCCGUCCGACAGGAGCGUUUUCACCACCCUGGUGGGUUUUGGAGUUGAGAGAAUUUGAUAUAACGCUUUGAGAACACCCUAGGAAAUCGGCAAUUUUUUGCUGCGACAGACUUUGGUCUCUUAUUAGCUGAAUUUGCCCCAAUUUGAAUUCGCUCAGUGGCUGACCUUUCGGCAUUUUAUUAGCACUUAACAACCGAAUAAAGUAAGCUGACUUAGCUAAACUCGUCUCCCCGGAGGAACACUGGAUACUAAAUAAUAAUACGGCCAUCUUUCUAUUUUGAGACAGACGAAUUUAUCAGAAUUUAAUCAUUUUCUCAUAUCUUCCCCAUUUAGUGUCAGAUGUAAAUGAAUUUUUGUGUGGAAAGUGCCAGAUAGUUUAUCUAUAUUAUGGAAGCACGGUGUCGCUGAGAGACUAUUUACCAGUUUAACUUUAGCCAUUUGUAAGAUUAUCUUUUGAUUUUGAGACGCACUAUAUGUAUUAAUAAAUAUUAUUUCCUUUGCCUGAA